UGGCCAUUCUGACGACCCUCGCUGCUCUAGGCAAUCCCAGCAGCCCCCCGUUCGACGCGUGGACGGGGGAUGAUCCGUGUGGGGAAGAUUCGGGGAGCGCGUGGGCUGGCAUCAAGUGCGACACAGGCAGCCCAUACAGUACAGUGGCUGAGAUUGACAUUCAGGACGCCAAUCUAGCAGGAGACUUGCCGCCUUCCAUUUUCGACCUCACGUCACUUCGCUUGCUCAAUCUGGCGCUCAACCCGAAUCUGACGGGCAGCUUUCCAGAUGCACUCGGGAACCUCCUGCAGCUCACCACGCUGGACAUUCACGGGUGCAGCCUAUCAGGCUCCAUACCAUCCACCAUCGGCCGUCUCACCAGCCUCAAAUACUUCCUGGUCAACCAGAACCGCCUCUCGGGCUCCCUGCCCGCUCAGAUCGGCACCCUCCCCCGCCUCUACAUGCUUGACGUCAUGGACAACCAGCUGGAAGGGCCUCUGCCGACAUUUGAGGGCGCAAACGAGCUGAGGCACCUCCACAUGAGCAACAACCUCUUCACGUCUGUUCCAGCAGAGAUCAGCCGACUGCCGAAGCUGAUGCACCUGCUGAUGGACAGCAAUCGUCUCACCCAUGACUUUCCCCUUGCUUUCAACAACACUAACCUCACUGUCAUCUACUGGAGCAACAACAUAAUACCCGGCCCCUUCCCCUCCACCUGGUUCUUCCCCAAUCUCAAGGACUUUCUCUUCAGCAACUGCUCUCUACCAAAACAGCCUCUCCCUUCCUUCCCUGUCUCUUACGACCUCUCCAACCUCGACCUGAGCAGCAACAGUUUCACAGGCUCCAUCCCGGGUGUUCUAUUCUGGGAGCACCUUAACCUCGUCAACCUCAAUUUGGCCAACAACGAUCUUGACUCGAGCUUCCCUCCAGCAAUCGCCGAUGCUGCCAAUCUGCAAUCCGUCUUCCUCUCAGGCAACCAGCUCAGCGGCCCCCUGCCGGACCUCUCAGCGCUACCCAGCAUCGUGUCACUCUCCCUGUUUGACAACUCCCUCUCCUCCAUACCGCCCGAUAUGCUCGCCAAGAGCAACAACAUCACGCUGCAGCUUUUCAACAACGAUCUGUGCAAGCCAUUCAAUCCAGACUACACGCAAGUCUGCUCCCCCCCGACGCCCCUCACCCAAUACACUGCCCCUGCUUUCUGCGACGGCCUUGCCUGCCAGUCCGACCUCUACAGCCCUAGCGCACCGCUCUAUAACGAGUCGCGCUCCUGCGUGUGCGUGUCCCCGUUAAGAGCCGACCUGGAGCUGUUUAUAUCGGAUUUCGUGGUGUACCAUGAAGAGCUCGUGCAGCAGCUGGAGCAGCGGAUCUUCUCUGAGCUCACCAGCAAGUCCCAGAUCAACAUCACCAGGCCGCAGCUCCUCAUCUCGGCCAUCAGCAGCCCCGCCUCUCUCUCCUCGCUCGCCUCCACCUUCGCCUCGGACCACGCCGAUCACCAGUCCACGCUCAUCAUCACGCUCCUCUUCUUCCCGCCGGGCGGCGACGGCAGCUGGUACCCGCGAGACACCCCUCAGGCCAUUCGCAACGCCCUCACCUCACGGGACAUUGCCGUGCGCGUUGCUCUCGGCAACUUCGGGCUGUUUCAGGUCGCGGGAUUUUACGGCCCCGCGCCCUACAACCCCCCAUCGCAGCAGCAGGCCUCGUCCGGGCUGAGCACGGGCGCCAUCGUGGCCAUCUCAGUGUGCUGCGCUGCUGUUGCCAUCGCCCUCAUUGUGGCUCUGCUCAUGCGCCCCUGGGAGAAGCGAAGGUGGGUGGUGCAAUGCGGAGCACUCGUUGACCUUCCCCCCCACCCACCGCCCCUCCAUCCCUCUCAUCCAUUCAUUGCCCUCACACCCAUUCACCACCCCGUCCCCCAACCAGGCCAUGCGGACUACGAGGCGCUAAAGGGCAUCAACCUGCAGCAUCCUCGGUGGAGCAACGCGGACUACGAGGCCUUGGAGGGCAUCACCCUGCAGCACGCGCGGCGCUACUCGCUGCGACAGCUGGCAGAGGCCACCAACGGCUUUGAUGACUCGGCCGUGCUGGGAGAGGGAGGAUUUGGCAAGGUGGGUGUGAGAGGGCAAGUCGGAAACGAUGCUUCCCUUCCCCCCGUCGGUCCUACCCUACCCCAGGUGUACCACGGCAUUCUCAACGGCGAGUCGGUGGCGAUCAAGAAGGCAACGGAGAAGAAGCAUCGGCAUGAUGAGGUGUACCACGGAAUUCUCAACGGCGAGUCGGUGGCGGUAAAGAAAGCGACGGAGAAGCAUCGGCAUGCGGGGGUGGAUUUCAAGAACGAGAUCGAGAUGCUGACGGCGGUGUCACACGGCAACCUGAUGAAGCUCACCGGCUUCUGUGUGGAGAAGGACGAGCAGCUGCUCGUGUUCGAAUUCAUGGAGGGGGGGGCGCUGGACGCCUGGAUCAAAGGUUGGUUGCUAUUGGAUGCAGUGCGGUUGUGUGCGGUUGGAUGCGGUUGGGUGUGUGGAGCAAGGGCGUGCUUCUGUGUGGAGAAGGAGGACCGGCUGCUGGUGUUCGAGUUCAUGGAGGGGGGGGCUCUGGACGCCUGGAUCAAAGGUAAGACGGGGCGUGUUCUAUCGUGGAGGGAGAGGAUGCGGAUUGCUCUUGAUGCGGCGAGUGCGCUGCACUACUUACACAAGGAGAUGAGGCCCGGCAUCAUCCACCGCGAUAUCAAG
Messenger RNA from Closterium sp. Naga37s-1, 2705 nucleotides. The record is from the annotation of a GenBank genome assembly. Lineage: Eukaryota; Viridiplantae; Streptophyta; Zygnematophyceae; Desmidiales; Closteriaceae.